This is a messenger RNA of Ceratina calcarata, 5102 nucleotides long. RefSeq names its product interference hedgehog. Gene Ontology annotation, molecular function: protein binding. Gene Ontology annotation, biological process: nervous system development; cell-cell adhesion. The coding region runs from base 1379 to 3760 and encodes 793 amino acids. The record is from RefSeq and is a predicted model, not a curated record. The transcript is spliced from 7 exons. NCBI's taxonomy places the organism in Eukaryota, Metazoa, Arthropoda, Insecta, Hymenoptera, Apidae.
CGGAAUCGUCGCAGCGCGCGCGUGUAAGGGCUUGACAACCACUGCUUUGGAAUUCGAGUUCUUUAUUUUUAUGAGAGGCAACGUCGGAAACCAGCCUCUUUGGAACCCUUCUCACCUGUUACAUACCACCGGCAUUUAUGCUACCAUUUAACCAGAAGUUAAGAGUCCUUCCAUGCAUAAAACACGUUCAACUGUCUCGCGAAAGGACCGAACCGCAAGCUUUUUGUUUCCGUGACUUUGGUUCUAAUGAAAAAUGUGUUGCUGCUCGAGCACGAGUCCGUCGAACGAUCCUCCCUCGAGUAGAUCCGCUUCCUCGUAAUAAAUGAUCGUCGUAAAAGAAUUUCUGGACUAGAGAUUAAAAGAUCUUUCCCGGAAUCUGGCGAAAUUAAAACUCUUUCGAGCAAUUAUUGGACAUCCUGAGGAGAAGAGAAUCGUUCGUGUCGUUGAUUCCUGUUAUUAGAAUAAGAAUUGUCGAGUAGGCGGGCGAGUAUGGCGUGGUCCACGAAUGGAUCUGCCUACAUUUAACGCGUACGUUAGCCAACGGAUAAUUGCCAUCGGUCUUGAUCGUGUCAGCACUCAGCACGGUUUUCUGAUCGUCACUCUCGACUCACGAUGGUCAGACGUUCGCACGUGGGUGGAAAGCGGUACGCUGAAUGAACGUCGGUUUUCAUCACCGUAUAUGGUCAUUUUCACGUUGUCUUCUUUGUGGUGUCUUUGUUGGACUUAAUUCAUGAUCUUAUCACCCAUUCCGAAUUCACUUCCCAGCAUCUUUUAAUGCAUCAACCCGAUAUCUCGAAGAUAAUUGCAAACUUCUUUUUUACAGACUCAAACGAUUAUUCUUUCAAAUGAAUUGAUAAAGUGCUUUAUUAACGUUUCGUGCUGCUCCAUUGCAAAGUACAUCAGAAGACAUCUUACAUACUUAUUAUUUAUUAAACAAGCUUAUGAGAACCAGUCGUGGGGAAUCGCCCGAAUUCUUAAUUCAACAAAUUACAAAGUCAAAUUUCGCGGAGGACGCACGACUCCGUUCCUUUUAUCGGCUUUAGGAAUCGCCUUGAUUGGCGAAACCGGCAACUCGACGGAGGCUUUCAAAACGAACCAGCGUUCGCGUACAUAUUUAAAUCGUGUUAUAUUACGUUUCACUGGAAUGCGCGACACGUUCCAUGGGGACGAGAGCGGAUGGCGCGCGUUCCUUCCGAGAUGACGAGCCAUGAUCAAAACUAGAAUGAACGCGUUCUAUUUCCACGUUGAACUCGCCAGAUUCUAAACUUAAACGUGGUUUGGCCGGCAUCAAUUUUAGUUGGGGCCCCUCUGUUUCUGGCGCCUCGAGUCUUUACAUGUUUGUCGCCGUUCCAUCUCGAGAGAAUCAGAAUGUGUCAAGAUGCGACCUGUACCCUCUUUUUGUGGCGUUGUCACGGCUCUGCUUCUCGUUUUAGUCAGUCUUGCGACAGGGCAAAGACAGGAACUGGGCAUGACUUUCACGAGGCAUCCCCAGCCCUUGGAUGCGCCGAUAGGCGACGAGGUGAACUUUGAGUGUAAUUUGAAUCUCGUCGCCGACCGCUUCUCUUGGCGCCAUAGGCCGCUGGGUUCGGAUAAGUGGUUACCGGUUCUUCACGCGGCCAGCAACGGUGGCAAGACUUCCAGGCAUGUGGUGAACUUCGACGACGAGUCGAAAGCCGGUGAUUACCGCUGCAUCGCUUACUAUGGCUCGAGCGGCUUAGCUUCCGAUCCAGCAAGAUUGACGCUUGCCACUUUGCAAAAGUUCACCGACAAGAGCGACGUAGUCAUAAACGUGCCAGCAGGGAAUACCGUGCCUAUCACGUGUCCUGUGCCUUACUCCGUUCCGGAGGCCAUAAUUCAAUUUUACAAAGACAAUAACGCCAUACAAAACUUCAGCAUAGUAGGUAGUACAACUAUGGUGAUCGAAAACGUUCAACCAUCGGACAGUGGAUCUUACCGCUGUUCCGCUAAUAAUUACAUAACGACGCAAGUGUAUUCGAGUAACCACAAGACUGUAUUAAACGUGUACAAAAAUGCCAGCUACCGGGCGUCAUUCUUCGUUAAACAACCGCAAACAGAAUAUAAGAUUGUAAGAGGGAAGAACGUGACUUUGGAGUGCUUCGGUGCCGGAUACCCAGUGCCUUCUGUCACAUGGAGCAGACUGGGCAGCCCUUUACCUUCAAACUCCGUAAAGACUCCGAUGGGGUUAACAAUAAUCAACGUACAGCCGGUAGACCGGGGAGAGUAUGAUUGUAUAUGGAGCGGGAACGGUGGCCACAUCAAGUCUGUGAUCAUACUGAAAGUUAUGGAGGCGCCGAAGGUGACCAAGUCGCCGAAAGCAUCGACGUUCUCCGAAGGCGGGGAAUUGGAAUUGUCUUGCACGGUGACCGGUGAACCGCAGCCAAAAAUCGAGUGGUUGAUCAAUGGAGAAUCUCUGACGCCUAGCGACAACGUGGAAAUUAAAGGUUCCACUCUGCUCAUCUCCGAAGUGGAGAAGAAACACGCUGGAAUCGUUCAGUGCGUCGCCAGCAACGAAUACGGUUCCCACUCGGGUUGUAAUUUCCUGAGAGUGAACCCUAAACAACACAUCGGAGUGGCCGAAGUACGACCGGAUUAUGGAAUCUCUAACUCGAGACAUAAGCAUACUAGGGGAGGCGGAAGACGAAGAGGCAAAGAGGGGAAACGCAAAGGCACCGCCGUGCUGGUACCGCCGAAUCAACCGAAUGUCACGAGACUCUCGGACGUAUCCGUGAUGGUCAGGUGGUCGGUGCCUGAGAAUACGGGAUUGCCGAUUCAGUUUUUCAAAGUUCAGUAUCGGGAACUUGGACAGAAGAUGAACGGCAAACAGGGCAAGUGGAUGACCGCAAACUCCGAGAUACCGAAGCACGUGCGGUCGUUCGAGGUGACCGAUCUGCAACCCGAUCACACCUACCGGUUUCGAAUCGCUGCCGUUUACUCGAACAAUGAUAACAAGCUCAGCCUGAAUUCCGUCCGAUUUCAUUUAAACAGAGACGGUGGUAUCGAGAGCAAUAGAAUGCCGAUACCACUUUUGACAAACAUCGAAGCUUUGAGUCCGCACGAGGUACUGCUCAUUUGGCAGAAUCCCGAUAAGUCAGUCAACAUUGAUGGUUUCUACGUGUAUCAUCGAGCGUCGACCACGGCUAGCGAUUAUAUAAAGACUACGGUCGAAGGGAAGGAUUCGUGCAACAUAACUAUUUCUCAUUUGCAACCGGAUACCACGUACGAAUUCAAGGUGCAGAGCUUCUCCGUGGACGCUGCCUCAGAAUUUUCUCAGAUACUCUCGAAGAAAACUAAGAAGCCCGUGAUCACAACCGAACAUAAUAGCGUUCACGAUAAUCGGAACGACGGUAGCAAUCUAACGUUGGACAGUCGGGUGAGACCCGCGGAUGAUAAAAACGUGAACAUGUACGCUAUAAUUGGUGGAGUUCUCGGUGGAUCGAUUUUACUGGGUGGUUUAACAGCGGUCGCUGUAGUGUACAAAAGGACGAAACAUAAACAGAGUCGGGAAUCAUCACAGAGUGAAGGAAAGCCGAUAACGAACGGGAGAGUAAUGAACGGCGGAGUAACCGAUUCGAAAAUAAAUAUUACGUCAAAUCCACUGGCUGGUCUCGAUACAUCCGAAGAUAUAAUACAGCCUAAGACCGGGCAACAGUCGCCGAUGGAAAUGGCCUCGUUUCUAAACGGGCAAAACAACAACAGCAACAACCAUAACAACAGCGACACUGCUGGAACUGACCAGUGAACAAACCAAUAGACUGAGAAUGCCUCCCUCUGCUCCAGGGAUCACUGCCUAUCGAACAGCUUCUCAGCGAACAACCAUUUCCUCUGUCGUUUCGAACAAAAAUCCUUAUCCACCGUCCGGGAACGUAUGUAUGUAUUAAAUGUUGCGCGACACUUGCAUUGAUACGACGCAGACGUCAUAGAACGCCUAUGAAGAAAGAGGAAAGCGCGAUUUUUGUGACUUCUGACGAUGUUCCAUCUUCUUCUCUUCUUAGUGAGAUUUUAAUUCUAUUAUAUACAGACUCUGAUCACCCCGGAUAAGUUAUGUACAAUGGAUGUAUGUAGAUCAAAAUGGAAUCGCUGCAAGACGUUUACAGGGUGUCGUAGUAGAUAUGCUCAAGAGUUUCGUGACAUGAGACCGUGCAAGAAAUCCACUUUCGAAAUCAGUAUGAUAAUUUGGCUCGUUUUAUAUUGUGCACAAAGAGUGUGCUAUAUGAAAUGAUAAUCAGAUCCAUGGUUCGAUCAGUUGUUUCUUUGCACAACUCUGUUGAGAUUAAUAGACGAAUAGUAUUCCUCUAACGAUUGCCUCCUAUACAUACAGUUAUCUUCGUUUUCAUUAUGCGAUUUCUUCAAGCUCAAUGUAGAAUAGGAGAUUCGUGAUCGAUCAUGAAGUGGGUAUACGAACGUUUGCGAAGUACCUGUCCGAUGACAUUAUCGGUUUCGCUGCCUUUUCGUCUCUCUAUCUUUUGUUACUAUCAAUUCUACCUUUGCCCCCUUUUUUAUACGCACGUCAUGAUCGACAUCGACAUUAAUUACCGAAGGUGUUAGAAUAUAGUUCAAGACGCGAGCUCACAGCUAAGUGACUCUUUCCUUUUGCGAUAUUUACUCGGUCAUAUUAUAACUUUUGAUCCAGGCAGCUUUUACGAGUUACGUUUGUUUCCUAAUUUAAAUUAGUUAGCGUCCAUUAUUUUACGUUGUAAAUACUAGUGAUUACGUAUGAGUACGUAGGUACAUCGAAUUUAGAGCCGGACGAACGGUGUUGUGCCUGAUAAAAAAGACAGCUGUGUUAUGCGUUUUAAAUUAUUAUCGGUGAUAUUGAAAUUUUGUAAGAACAUUUUAAUCGUUACGAAACGAAAUUUAAUCCAGGUUUCGUGAUCUUAUCUUUAUACAUCAGAUCGAUCUUAUUUAUACAUUAUUAUUGUUGAACUGACAUAUUAAUUAUUAUUAACGAAUACAUUUUUGCGUUGAGACAUGUCUUAUUGCUGGUAGAUUAAUAGAAAUAAUCGAGCUGCACGUUGCUAACAGUAUUUGUUACAUAAUAAUCAAGAUGUUAACUUGUAAUUACAGUAUUUUCCUAGCUUCGA